GCAGUUCUGGGUGAAUUCUUCUUCCUCCUUUGGGCUCUACUUCUCCUCCCACUGAACCCAUGGCGUCGCUCUCGAACACCUUCCCAUCGUCCUUUUGUUCCCAAUCCCGCUCUGGUUUGUUCGCCGCUCGGCCCCAAAGAUGCCCCCUGUCGAUUAGGAGGAGAGGGAUCGCGUAUGCUUCGUCCGGCUCUCCUCGUCGCUCGCUUGUCUGCGAAGCCGUCUCCGUGAAACCGCAGACGGAGAUCGAACGCCUCAACAUAGCUGAAGAUGUGUCUCAGCUUAUAGGGAAGACACCAAUGGUAUAUCUAAACAAUAUUGUAAAGGGGUGUGUUGCAAACAUCGCUGCCAAACUUGAGAUUAUGGAACCUUGUUGCAGUGUUAAGGAUAGAAUAGGGUAUAGUAUGAUAGCCGAUGCAGAGCAAAGGGGGGUUAUAACUCCUGGGGAGAGUAUAUUGGUGGAACCAACAAGUGGUAACACAGGGAUUGGUCUUGCGUUCAUUGCUGCUGCCAAAGGAUACAAACUGAUAUUGACCAUGCCUGCAUCUAUGAGCAUUGAAAGACGAGUUCUGCUGAAAGCUUUUGGAGCAGAACUUGUCCUCACAGAUUCUGCCAAGGGCAUGAAGGGAGCAGUUCAAAAGGCAGAAGAGAUCUUGAACAAUACACCUAAUGCUUAUAUGCUUCAACAAUUUGACAAUCCUGCAAAUCCAAAGAUACAUUAUGAGUCUACUGGUCCAGAAAUCUGGGAAGAUACAAGAGGGAAGGUGGACAUUUUUGUAGCUGGUGUUGGGACAGGUGGAACUAUAUCUGGAGUUGGUUGUUUUUUGAAGGAAAAAAAUCCUAACAUCAAGGUCAUUGGCAUUGAGCCUUCUGAAAGCAACAUUCUUUCAGGGGGAAAGCCUGGUCCACACAAGAUUCAAGGCAUUGGAGCAGGUUUUGUACCAAGGAAUUUGGACCUUGAAGUAGUUGAUGAAAUUUUGGAGAUAUCAAGUGAUGAAGCUGUUGAAACUGCAAAACAGUUAGCACUCCAAGAAGGAUUGCUGGUUGGUAUUUCUUCAGGAGCAGCAGCAGCUGCUGCCAUGAAAGUUGCAAGGAGACCAGAAAAUGCUGGGAAACUUAUAGCGGUUGUAUUCCCAAGCUUUGGCGAGAGGUACCUUUCCUCUGUCCUUUUCCAGUCGAUACGAGAUGAAUGCGAGAAGAUGCAACCAGAGCCCUGAAGUAAAUUUCUAUGGUGUGUAUCUUGGAUAUUCAUAUUAAUUCAAACAUUAAUUGGGGUGCAAGACACAAGAUUCUAAUUAAGAAAUGAAGUACUUGCACUACCAUCAAUCUUAAUUGCAUUGGCUAUUGCAACGACAGAAACAAGUUGAGAAGCUUUUACUUGUAAUCAUGAGUUAUUUUCCACACAAUCUUGGCAUAAAAUAGAGCAUUUGGGUCUAUUAGCUGAG
Musa acuminata subsp. malaccensis (wild Malaysian banana) is the source of this 1442-nucleotide messenger RNA. Its product is annotated as cysteine synthase. The record is from RefSeq and is a predicted model, not a curated record. Gene Ontology annotation, molecular function: cysteine synthase activity. Lineage: Eukaryota; Viridiplantae; Streptophyta; Magnoliopsida; Zingiberales; Musaceae. Gene Ontology annotation, cellular component: cytoplasm.